AAAUAAUUGUUUUUAAAUUAUUUGCAUUAAAAUGCAAGCGUUUAAUUAAUUAAAAAGUGAGUUUUGUGAAUUGAACACACCAAGAGGAAAAAAUGCACAAAAUACAGAGAAACACACAUUUAUUUUGGGCCUGUGAAUAAGCCAGGGAACAGGUUUAGGCCAGAAAAACUUGGCUGGCUUACCAUUUACGCCACAGCGUUAAUGGCAAUACAACAGCGAGCGGAGGUCGAUUGUUUUGCGUAUAUGUGCUUGUGUUUAUGUCAGCUACGCGUGAGAUGUCGCAUGUUAUUUGUGUUGCGGCUGUAACGGAUUUUUUCAGUUUGGCAAUUCUUAUUGGCAAAGCAACAACUGCUGCAAUAAUGUAAGAAACGACGGGCUAACAAAGGUCAAUCGAAGCCAGCAAACGCAGCCUAGAACUAGUUAGGUUUCCACACACACACAUACACACACGAACAUAGAUUUUAACACACACAUACACACAGUUAGAGCAAGCAUGGGCUGGCUGCUGGCGCUCCUGGCGUUGCUGUUGGCCAUCAGCGAGCUGCUAGCAAUCCCAACGCCACUCAAGCUACCAGGCUACACACAUAAACUGACGCCAUAUAUCAAACACUGGGAGGCGGCGAACUUUGAUCGCGCCGUGCUGCAGGCAGCGCAGCUGCGCCAUUUGGAACAAGCACGCGCGCGCCGAAAACGGCAAGUUGAGCCCUCAAGUGGUUCACCUGUGGGACUGGCGCACACAAUUCGCCUGAAUUUCUCUGCACAUGACAGAGACUUCCUGCUGGUGCUGCGUCAGCAACCAAAUUCGGUGUUUGCGCAUGACGUGGAAAUCGAGAAUACACUGGGACCCAUCGAUUACGAUGUCUCACGCAUUUACACGGGCAGCCUGGAGGAUGAUGAGCAAGCCCAUGUACAGGCGAUACUCACAAGUGAUAAUCUACUAGAUGGUACCAUAGAAACGCAAGCUGAGCACUAUUAUAUAGAGCCAGCGCAGCGAUAUUCACAGCAGCUGGCGGAAAGUGGUGUACACAGCAUAGUUUAUAAGCUGAGUGAUGUAAAUAUGCAGCAACAGAAUUCAUUUGCCAGUGGUGUAUCCUCACAGGCCCCAGUCAAAACGCACUGCGCUAGCGAGCGAUUGAGACGCAAGCGCUGGCUGCCUGAAGAGGAGCACGUCACAGUUCCAAAUUAUAAUCGCAAUCCACCGCUGCCGUUGGAUCUAGAAGUGCCCUACAAUGAUGACUUUCGUGUGCUGGCCUCUGAGGAGGAUCGCAGCGAGGAGGAAUCUAAAAAGUCCACAACAACAACAACGAUGCGGAGUACAGAAAGCUUUCUAGCCACGCUGACGAAGCCUACGCCCAAUCGCAACAUACUUGUAAAUAACUAUAAUCCCUCCAAUGUUGGCGACACCAGUCGCAGCUACAACAGCAAUACCAAUACCAACAGCAACAACAAUAACAAUGUACGAAAGUUGUACACGAAACACAAAAACAUCAUCGUUAGCACCUACAAUCGACCUAUAGAGCCGGAAUUCGGUACACCCUAUGAGGAGCCCAAUGCCAAUAAUAGCAACAGCCUGCCAAAUAACUUUUUCAAUGCAAAUUGGACAACACUUUCAAUGGGUAACAACGACCGACCCAGCCACAAGACACACGUGGAGAUUAUUACCAAGAACGGUGCCACUAAGAAACCGAACAUCAUUGUUAACAACUACAAUCCAGAGAUUAUAUUUGCACCCAAUCCACACAAUCCCAGUUUCAAUAGCAUGCUGAUGACGAAUCUCUUGAGUGGCCGAGGCGAUGACAUACACAACUCUCCGCGUCUGCUCUAUGAUCGCAAGACAACUUGCAUGCUAUAUUUGCAGGCGGAUCACACGUUCUUCCAGAAAAUGGGCAGCGAUGAGGCCUCCAUCGAAGCCAUCACACGUCACGUGCAGCGUGCCAAUUCCAUCUAUCGUAAUACGGACUUCAACAACGAUGGCAAGCCCGAUAACAUUACGUUUAUGAUCAAGCGUAUUAAGGUGCACAACAUGAACGCCAUGAAGGACCCUAGUUAUAGGUUUCCUGGCAACUAUGGUGUGGAAAAAUUCUUGGAAUUGUUUUCAGAGGAGGACUAUGAUGCCUUCUGUCUGGCCUACAUGUUCACUUAUCGAGACUUUGAAAUGGGCACCCUAGGUCUGGCUUGGACGGGUGAUCUGAAGAAUGCUGGUGGCGUUUGCGAAAAGAAUGGGCAUUAUCGCGGUUCCCUUAAAUCCCUAAACACAGGCAUUGUUACGCUUCUCAAUUAUGGAAAACAUGUGCCUCCCGCCGUUUCGCAUGUUACGCUAGCUCACGAGAUUGGUCAUAAUUUUGGUUCACCGCACGAUCCUGAGCAGUGCACGCCAGGCGGUGAGGAUGGCAACUUUAUAAUGUUCGCACGCGCCACUUCGGGGGAUAAGAAGAACAAUAAUAAAUUCAGUGCCUGCUCCUUAAAAUCCAUUGAGCCAGUGCUGAACGCAAAAGCACGUUCGAUGAAGGGCUGCUUCACGGAGCCACAGUCAUCCAUAUGCGGCAAUGGCGUCGUCGAACCGGGUGAGCAGUGCGACUGCGGAUGGGAAGAGGACUGCAAGGAUUCUUGCUGUUUUCCCAUGUCCCGGCAGCCGCAUCUGGAUGAAACGCCCUGCACACUGACGCCACACGCGCGUUGCAGUCCUUCGCAGGGACCAUGCUGCACCACCGAUUGCAAGGUGAAAUUUGGUGACAAGUGUCGCGAUGACAACGGCUGCCGCGAUCCCUCGUUCUGCGACGGUCGCGUACCCCAGUGCCCGCCAUCGGUGAACAAGCCUAACAAAACGAUUUGCAACAAGGAAUUUGUAUGCUAUAUGGGCGACUGUACGGGUAGCAUUUGCUUGGCUUACGGACUAGAGUCCUGCCAGUGCAUACCAGGCCCACAGGAUGAUCGCAUCAAGUCCUGCGAACUCUGCUGCAAGCUGCCUGGCGAAGAUAAUCCCUGCCGUAGCUCCUUUGAGUGGAACGAGGUGCCUUUCGAUGUGCCCGAUAUGUACUCGAAACCGGGCACGCCGUGCAAUGAUUACAAUGGCUACUGCGAUGUCUUCCAAAAAUGUCGUGAGGUGGAUCCCUCUGGUCCAUUGGCCACACUGCGCAAGCUGCUGCUCUCCGAGGAGAGUAUUGCUACCUUCAAGAAGUGGGUGCAGCAUCAUUGGUACACUGUAGCCCUGGCUGCUAUUGGCGUCUUUUUGUUACUGAUCAUGAGCACAAAGCUGCUGGCGAAACGCUCGAAUCUGAAGCUUAAAUCAGUGACCAUUAUACACAGUGCCACCACGGAAACGGUGCGUCUGCCGGAAAAUAACAACGGCGUAAUUGUACACACGGCCGUGCGCACCAAGGUGCCAUUCAAGAAAAAGGUUCGUGGUGAGCGCAGCAAGAAGUCAGGAACCGGCUUAGCAACAGGAGCAACAACAGCGGCGGGAGUACGUAGUAGUGCGGUAACCAAGGGCAGCGGGAAUGCAGAGCCAAAGAAAUCGAACCGAGCGCAGGCGCUGACCAAAAAGAAGCUGAAAACAAAUGCUGCUGAAGAGGAGCCAACCAAAAAGUCCAAAAAGCUGGGCAAGCAUAUGAAGGAAAUCAUCGACUAUUCGCAUCGCAACAACAAUGCUACCGGCGGUGAUGAUGCCUCAAAUCUAUCAACCACCAACAAUCACAGCAACACCUUCGGCAAGGUGCAAAGGUGGCUGUUGGAAUCACCGAUUGUGGCACAGCCACUAUCGCACAUGGAUCAUAGUUCGCGUGUGCGCAAGGUAAUGAGCAAAUCACAGUCAACGCCCGAACGGCUGGUGCAGAAAACACCGCAAAAGACCAAGUCCAUGGGUAAUCUCUCAAACGAGAAGGUCAAGCUGCAGGUCGUCUACAAGCCGCCUUUCAAGUUUUCGCUGCGUCUGUCUAAGAAGCCCAAGGUAAAGACGCACGUGGUGGGCGUAAGCGCUGGCGCGCGUCCAAAGCGUACGCAGAAGGCGGCAAACACACGCUCCAGCGGCCAGGCGGCAACAACAUCCAAGGGCCCAUACACAGAGCGCACCAAGCGCACUGCUUUGCUGCUGUGCAACGAAGCGGAGGACGAUAAUCAAAUACUGACGGUCAACGAGCCAAACUAUGAGACACUUAAGCCGCCCACGCGCAGCACAGAGCACUGCUAUGAGAAUGUUGAGCUGCCUGGUGCCAGUGCAGGCACUGAACCUGCCGGUGCAAGCAAACCGGGUAGCUGCAGUAGUGGUGCUGGCAAAAUUGCGCCCAGCUCUUCAAAUCGUGCUAGCUUAGAUUCCGCAGCUGUACCUGCAUCGCAGCGCAACUCCUAUCGGCGCUCCAAUUCGCUGUCUACACAUAAUCCAUUUGCGGUGGCGCCGCGACGUAACAGCAGCAAAACAGCCAAGCAUGAGUCGCAGCCCGCCGGCGGAUCCAUUAAUCUGACGCGUAACUUUGGUAGCACGCAAAAUUUGAUAAAUCUUAGCCAGAACAUGGCUAAAUCCAAGAAGCGCAGCAGUCUCAAUCUGAAAGCGAGUGCAGCCAAAAAUGGCAAAGAUCCACCCACAGCGAUAGCAGCAGCUUCAGCAGGGCCGCAACGUCGCUCCUCUUCCAACGCAAACCUGCGCAGAAACAGCAGCACCUCCAAUGCAACGCCCCAGGCAGCUCCAGUGCCGCCCACGCGCAACUCACGCAACAGCUUCAGCAACAUUCCACGCGCCAGCCUCAAUGGCCAGAGCGGAGUCUCCGCAACGACCGCGGCACCGAGCUUUUCACGUCAAUCCUCGAGUAGUACAGCGACAACAAUAUCUAGCGGGAUGGCGCCGGCGCUCCCACUGCCUCUUCCUCUGCAGCAAUCCGCCUCCGCAAGCGCCAUGCCCAGUCAACGACAAACGACGCAGCCGAUGCGUCGCAGUCUAAACAAUUUCCGAGCGCGUUCGAAUGCGACAGCAGCGGCUGCUGCGCCACCACCAACAACAGCAACAACAACGCUGGACAACGAGUUGCCAUCGGAUCUGGAGGUGGUUGUCUCUGACAUUGAAAACCUGGUUAGCUAAGAGCAGCGCAGUUGCUCGUAUACAUUUCAAAGCAACCAAGUGAAAGUGAUAAGUCCUAAAGUUAGUUAUACAAAUUGUCGCAUAGGUUUACAUGCAUAUAUAUAUAAAUUUAGAUUUGUAUAUAUAUACAUAAAUAUAUAUAUAUGUACUUUACACUGCCUUAAACUUGCCGUUUCUGCUGAAUAUGUGAAUGCCACGCCCCUCCAUACUUACCAAAACGACCACGAACCCCGCAUUAACCAAGAUAGAAUAGUAACAUAUAUUCGGAUUGCCGAAUUUCAAAUAUCCUUGCAAAUAAAUGGAUCUAAUAUUUAGCGUGAAUGGGAGAUGCAUGGUAAUUCGGAUAAACCAGAAUGUUAUUAAGAUAAACAACAAUUUCUAAUCAAUUUUAUAUAUGGAAAUAUAAUGCAAAAUACUCCGAUAUUCAUAAAGUAGAAAUUAUAUGAUAAUAGAUUUCGUUUCAAACAAUUUAUCAUUUAAUCUUCAUCUUUGCGUUAUGUAUAUAUAUCUUCACAAAAAACUAUGAUCCAUUCUGCAAGGGUAUACAAAGUCUAACAACGCUCGUGCUUAUGGCUCCACUCCCACACACGCAUAAAACACAAAUCGAUACCAUUGAAUGCUCACCCGACUCACCCAAAACUAACACCAACACCGACACCAACGCCAAUGCCACCGCCGAAGCCAGAUGCACUCACCGCACAUUGUACCUUUUACUACAUACUAUUUAACUGUAUUUACUGUUGUAUUGUAUUCGUGAUCUAUGUAACUGUAACUUGUAACUCUGUACUUUUGUCUAUACCUAUGUGAAUUGUGUUAAGUUGUCGUAAUACGAUCGUGUUAUAUGUAUGAACCAACAAUAUCCUAACUGAUCUGAAAUUUGUACUAACGUAUUCCACUAUUAGAAUUGUAUUAGCUUUGAGAACAAAAACAAAAUGAAAUCGGCUUAGGCUAAACUAUUUUUGUAAUGCGAAAAAUAAUAAUAACAAUAGA
This is a messenger RNA of Drosophila hydei, 6058 nucleotides long. RefSeq lists its product as uncharacterized. Bases 494 to 5068 code for a protein of 1524 amino acids. Lineage: Eukaryota; Metazoa; Arthropoda; Insecta; Diptera; Drosophilidae. The record is from RefSeq and is a predicted model, not a curated record. Gene Ontology annotation, biological process: Notch signaling pathway; membrane protein ectodomain proteolysis. Gene Ontology annotation, molecular function: metalloendopeptidase activity. The transcript is spliced from 9 exons. Gene Ontology annotation, cellular component: plasma membrane.